UGUUUGUCCUCCAACAUGGACUUGGAGGAAAUGACAAAUAAUCGCUGGUUGGUGGAAGACUUAUACAAUCAAGUCAUAUUUGGUGAGUGGAAAACAGUUGUUGAGAGCUACAGAAAUGAGUUCGACUUUUUUUGCAAUCACAGCCUCAACGAGUUUGGGGAAACGGCAUUGCACUUAGCUGUCUCCCAUGGCCCAGUAAAUAUUGUUGAAGACCUUGUACAAAUAAUUUCUCAAAAAGGCUCAAUCAAAGAGGUUCUAACAAAAAAAAAUUAUCAAGGGAAUAACCCUUUGCAUCUGGCAGCAGCAACUGGGAGUCUGAGAAAAUGUAUCCAUCACAUCCAUCUUUGGGGAAUGAACGUAACCAGAUGGGUGAGAGCCCUUUAUUCUUGGCCGCUCUUCAUGGUAAAACAGACAUAUUCCUUUGUCUCCAUCACAUCUGUAGUGAACAUCUAGACAAUUCCUACUAUAGGAGAAAUGGUGGAGAGACUAUUCUACACUGUGCCAUCAAGAGGGAGUGUUGGGAUUUGGCAUAUCGGAUACUUCUUCAGCACAAAACCCUUGUUGAGUCUGUGGACGAGCAUGGAAUCUUGCCUCUAAAUCUCAUAGCAGAUAAGCCUGCCGCCUUCAGAAGUGGUUGCCACCUUGGGUGGUGGAACGAGAUCAUGUAUCAUUGUAUACCUGUUGAUGUGCUCAAGCCAAUCGAUCCAGAGCAAAUGAUUGAAGGAUGCAAGGGCAAAUGUUUACCAAAGGAAAAGCGCUUAGCAAAGGCUGGAAAGCAGAUGUAGAGAAUGGAUCGACUUCU
This is a messenger RNA of Quercus lobata, 802 nucleotides long. RefSeq lists its product as uncharacterized. Lineage: Eukaryota; Viridiplantae; Streptophyta; Magnoliopsida; Fagales; Fagaceae. The transcript is spliced from 4 exons. The coding region runs from base 324 to 785 and encodes 153 amino acids. The record is from RefSeq and is a predicted model, not a curated record.